ACACUCAACUCGACAGCAACCUCCAGUCGUUGAUGAGAUCUUCUGAGCAUCUUCCAACUCUUGUGACAUCAAGUCCAACAACCGACCCACCUACUACCCCUAAGCCUUGCUCAUCGUUGUUCAAGGCUCUCUAUCAUCCAACCAUCCAGUGUACGAGAUCGCUGGUCCUAUCAAGCAGGUCCAGUGUUUGAACAAGGAGUAAUACACGACACAGCUCUUCUACUCUGAAACAUGUGCUUCUACGACCAGCACCGUUUUGUCUGUGGCGAUUGGAAGUGGGGCCAUUUCCGACAGCACUGCGCCAAAGAGUACCGAAUCGGCGAGACGUGUGGCAUGAAGCUCAUCAUGCAAACGGUUCCUACUGGCACAUAUUGCAAGCUCUGCGAGAAGAUCAACACCAAGAUGCGCCGCCGAGCCGCUGAGGUGGACCGUGUCGGCCGAUGGCAGCGCGAGGCUCACAAGUUCGCGGCCUCUAUUGAGAAAUCCAUGGAGAUGAUUCGCGCACUGGACGGGGAAAUCUGUGAGCUAACCAACGAGCGUAACCGCAGACUACAAGCGAUUCACUGAGCUCGGCGUGGACAUGGCGCAGGCGUCUGGGAGUUUUCGUUUCAUGUACAACGUCUUGGUAUUUCCUUUCAAAUUGAGCCCGUUCAACUUUCGUUUCGGGGGUCGACAUGAGGCAGGAAGAGCUGCUAUUGAAGGAAGAGGAGCGGCACAUGGAAGACCGGGCGUUACCUCUUACAAUCGCUUCUUUUCAGUCAUUGAGUCCUCUCAGGAUUGGACAAUUCAAUCAAUCUUUUU
Messenger RNA from Bipolaris maydis ATCC 48331, 801 nucleotides. RefSeq lists its product as uncharacterized. The record is from RefSeq and is a predicted model, not a curated record. Lineage: Eukaryota; Fungi; Ascomycota; Dothideomycetes; Pleosporales; Pleosporaceae.